This is a messenger RNA of Panicum virgatum (switchgrass), 1287 nucleotides long. Its product is annotated as homeobox-leucine zipper protein HOX8-like. Gene Ontology annotation, cellular component: nucleus. Bases 200 to 1087 code for a protein of 295 amino acids. Gene Ontology annotation, molecular function: sequence-specific DNA binding; DNA-binding transcription factor activity, RNA polymerase II-specific. Gene Ontology annotation, biological process: positive regulation of DNA-templated transcription. The transcript has 3 exons. The record is from RefSeq and is a predicted model, not a curated record. NCBI's taxonomy places the organism in Eukaryota, Viridiplantae, Streptophyta, Magnoliopsida, Poales, Poaceae.
UCUUGCAUGCUUGUUUCGCUGCCCACCUCUCUCCCCCUCUAUAGUGCCAGCUUGUUUACUUGCAGAUCCAGGCUCUCCUGCCCCUCUGUCUCUCUCUCUCUCUCUCUAGCUCAACAAGUGCAGUGCUCUGUUCUGCCUCUCUCCUAUAGCAAGAUCCAUCUCUCUGCUGCUUCAUUUCUCCCUCAAGAAUUGAGCACACAUGAAGAGGCCCACCAGCAGAGGAUCCUCAAUGGUCAGCCAAGCAACCACAGAUCAACAAGACAGCUGCAGGUACAUGGAGCGGCACGGAGUGGACGGCGAUGGCGGCGCCGCCGCUGCUGAGCGCGACGACAUGGAGGCCGGGGCGUACGACGAGGAGGACGACGAUGACGAGCAAGCAGGGUCCCGCGGCGGCCUCGGGGAGAAGAAGAGGCGCCUGGCGGCGGAUCAGGUGCGAGCGCUGGAGCGGAGCUUCGAGGUGGACAACAAGCUGGACCCGGAGCGCAAGGCCCGGAUCGCGCACGACCUCAGCCUCCACCCGCGCCAGGUCGCCGUCUGGUUCCAGAACCGCCGCGCGCGCUGGAAGACCAAGCAGAUCGAGCGCGACUUCGCCGCGCUCCGCGCACGCCACGACGCGCUCCGGGCCGAAUGCGACGCGCUCCGCCGCGACAAGGACACCCUCGCCGCCGAGAUAAGGGAGCUGAGGGAGAAGGUGGAGAGGCAGAUGGAUGUGAAGCUGGAGUCCGCGGAGGAGAUGCUGCCGGUCGCGGCGGGGACAGCCGCCGCCGCCGCCGCCGCCGCUGUGUACAAGGACGGGUCUACGGACAGCGACUCGAGCGCCGUGUUCAACGAGGAGGCGUCGCCGUACUCCGGCGCGGCCUUCGACCACCAGCACCAACACCAAUUCCACCCAAGCUUCACGAGUUUCACCUCGUUCCUGGCCUCAUCAAGCUCCCUGAGCUCCUCUUUUCCUUCUUCCUUGUACCAUGGGGUUUCGCAUUUGGACCAGGAAGCGGACGGCUUCCUCAGCGCUACCGCCGCCGACGGUUUCUUCGCGGAGGAGCAGGGCGCCGGCCUCGGCAGCUGGUACGGCAGUGAGGGUUGGUAGAGGUGAGCUGUUGGCUGGCUGGAGAAUUGGUGAACACAAUUCCUGUAAAAAUAUGGCGCUGUACAUGCAUGCAUGGGGGGUAAUUAGGUGGGGUCAAUUUCUAUAGUUUUUACCGGCUGGGGAAUAGGCCACGGAAGGAGGAGAUAGGUUAUGCUGGUCUUGGUUGACAGUUACCCCGCUCUCCUGGGUUAAUUCUUUAG